Cynara cardunculus var. scolymus (artichoke) is the source of this 3232-nucleotide messenger RNA. RefSeq names its product kinesin-like protein KIN-5C. Gene Ontology annotation, molecular function: microtubule binding; ATP binding; plus-end-directed microtubule motor activity. The record is from RefSeq and is a predicted model, not a curated record. NCBI's taxonomy places the organism in Eukaryota, Viridiplantae, Streptophyta, Magnoliopsida, Asterales, Asteraceae. Gene Ontology annotation, biological process: microtubule-based movement. The coding region runs from base 1 to 3015 and encodes 1004 amino acids. The transcript has 23 exons.
AUGUCCGGUCGCCAUGAGAAAGGCGUCAAUGUCCAAGUGCUAUUACGUUGCAGGCCGUUUAGUAACGAUGAGGUGAAGAACAAUGCACCUCAGGUGGUGACUUGUAACGAGUAUCAGAGGGAAGUUGCGGUUUCACAGAGCAUUGCUGGGAAACAAAUAGAUAGGGUUUUUACGUUUGACAAGGUUUUUGGUCCUACAGCCCAGCAAAAAGACUUGUAUGAACAAGCUGUUAUUCCAAUUGUACAUGAAGUUUUAGAAGGAUUCAAUUGCACCAUUUUUGCCUAUGGACAGACAGGCACAGGAAAAACUUAUACUAUGGAAGGAGAAUGUAAGAGGUCAAAGAGUGGGCCUAAUGGAGAGCUGCCACCAGAAGCAGGUGUAAUACCUAGAUCUGUGCAACAAAUAUUUGACACAUUGGAGGGUCAGAAUGCGGAGUAUAGUGUUAAAGUAACUUUCUUAGAGCUAUAUAAUGAGGAAAUUACCGACUUGCUUGCUCCAGAAGAGAUAUCAAAACUUGGUGUUGAGGAUAAGCAGAAAAAACUAUUGCCACUCAUGGAAGAUGGCAAAGGUGGAGUUCUUGUGAGAGGUUUGGAAGAGGAGAUUGUAACUAGUGCUAGUGAGAUUUUCACAUUACUUGAGAGGGGUUCUGCCAAACGUCGAACUGCAGAGACCUUAUUAAAUAAACAAUCAAGUCGGUCACAUUCACUUUUUUCUAUUACAAUACACAUUAAAGAGUCAACCCCAGAAGGUGAAGAACUUAUCAAAUGUGGCAAACUGAAUCUGGUUGAUUUAGCUGGUUCGGAAAACAUUUCUCGUUCAGGUGCGAGGGAGGGCCGUGCAAGAGAGGCUGGAGAAAUUAAUAAAAGUUUACUUACUUUGGGACGAGUAAUAAAUGCUUUAGUGGAGCAUCUUGGGCACAUCCCUUAUAGAGAUAGCAAGCUCACUCGUCUACUUCGUGACUCAUUGGGUGGAAGGACCAAAACAUGUAUCAUUGCCACUGUAUCACCUGCUGUUCAUUGUCUGGAAGAGACCUUGAGCACAUUAGAUUAUGCCCACAGGGCAAAAAAUAUAAAGAACAAGCCAGAGGUAAAUCAGAAGAUGAUGAAAACAACUCUAAUCAAGGAUCUUUAUGGUGAAAUUGAAAGACUCAAAGCUGAGGUUCAUGCUUCCCGUGAGAAAAGUGGUGUUUAUCUACCAAAAGAGCGAUAUUACCAAGAGGAAGUGGAAAGAAAGGCAAUGGCAGAUCAGAUCGAACAAAUGGGAAUUAAGAUAGAAAACCAACAAAAGCAAUUUCAGGAAUUGCAAACUCAAUUUAAUGCUCGGGUAGAGGAGUGCACUGAUCUGAGCAACAAACUUGAGUCGACACAGAACAACUUGAACCAAACCAAUAAGGUGUUAGCUAAUACUGAGGACACACUGAAGAGAUGUCAAUAUGCUCUCAAGGAGCGAGAUUUUAUCAUAUAUGAACAGAAAAAAGCAGAGAAUGCGUUGGCUCAUCAAGCAUGUGUUCUUCGAUCUGACUUAGAGAAAGCUCUUCAGGACAAUGCAUCAUUAUUUAUGAAGAUUGCAAGAGAGGAUAAACUGAAUGCUGGUAAUAGGUCAGUUGUAAAUAAAUUCGAGUCUGAGCUUGCCCGGGAUGUUGGCUCUCUUUGCAACAUGGUGGCUGCAUCUAUAUCUCAGCAAAACGAACAGCUUCAGUGCAUCGAGAAGUUUUGUCACACUUUCAUCAACAUUAAUGAUCAGGCCAUCACAGACUUGAAGAAAAAAGUAUCUGCAUCGAGGAAUUUGUAUAUUUCUCACAUUGAGGCACUGGAAAAUGUUGUACGUUUGCACAAAGCAAGUGCUAAUGGAAGUUUAGAGGAUAUUUCAGUCUUGGCUUCUUCUAAUGCUCAUUGUGUUGAAGAACUCUUAGCUGAAGAAGCUACAGAAGGACAUGCUAUAUUUGAUGAGCUUCAUGGCUCUUUAUCAACUCAGCAAGGAGAGAUUGCACUUUUUGCUAGAGAGCUCCGAAAGAGAUAUAAUGUCAGCAUCCACCACACAACAAAUAUAUCCGAGUUCAUUCAUGGUAUUUUCGAUAAGCUGAUGGAAGAAUCCAAAGAUCUGGGAAGUCAUGCUAAUCAAGUCGAUGAGAUACAAACAAAGAGUAUUGAAGAGUUUCAGAAGGCAUAUGAGGAGCAAUCAAAAUCUGAUGCACAGAAGCUUAUUGCUGAUGUUACAAGCUUAGUCUCAAAUCAUAUCAGUCGUCAAAAAGAGAUGGUGGAUGCACGUUUAGCUGGUAUCAGAGAAACUGCUGCUGGAAGUAAGACAGUUCUGGAUGGGCAUGUUUCUUCGAUCGAAGGAAUCACAACGGAUGCCAAAAGAAAAUGGCAAGAGUUUUCUUUGCAAGCAGAAACUGAUGCAAAAGACAGUGCUGAAUUUUCUGCUGCUAAACACUGUCGCAUUGAGUUAUUGCUACAGAAAUGUGUUGAUACAACUGAAAUGGCACUGAAGCAUUCCAAAAAGACCCAUGAGUCUGUGACUGACAUGGGUAGAAAACACGUCUCAGCAAUUGAAAUCCUUGUCUCAAGUGCUUCUGGGAGCAAUGAACAUCAUGCUUCUGAGAUUAGUUUUGCAAGGGCCACUGCUGAAGAGGAUGUGUCGAAGAAUAGUAUGGACAUCAUUAAGCACAUGGAGGUUACAUCACAAGAAGAACAAGAGGCUGUUUGUGGAAUUUUAGAAACCACAAAAGCUCAAGCCACUGUUCUUGAAAGUUUACGAGAGAAUCACUCCACGCAAUCUGGUGCAAUACAGCAGAAAGCUUGUGAUACUUUUCAGCAGAAAUAUAUGGAUUAUGAAGCAUCUGGAGAUACUCCUGUAAGAUGUGAGAGUGAUGUCCCAAGUAAGAUGAGUAUAGAGUCGCUUCGAGCAAUGCCAAUGGAAAGUCUUGUGGAGGAAUUCAGGGAAAACCAUUCAAAGGGACCCAAGAUUUCUGCUGCUACUUUGCGAUCGCCCCUUGCAGAAAUCAACAACCAAUGAGGAUCCAUCUGUAGUUGUUAGUGUGUAUAGUGAAAACACGAGGAUAGUGUGACAGGUUCACAUAAUUCCUGCUUGGGAUUCAGAUUCAGAGAUGGGUUUGUUGUGUAUUUUUAUUAGCAUUAUGUAGUAAUGUAAGAUUGUUCAUCACUUGGAGAGAAAAUUUCAAUCAUUUCUUGUAUCACAACAUAUUCAGGUGCUUUUCUUUGACAGCAGAUGC